AUGACAUCGACGUCAUCACCCAUCGCCGAGAAAUCCGUCGCGAGCGAACCGCGAUGGGACCUGGAGAAGCACUUCGGAUACGCGAGCGCGUCGGACACAAAGAUUGAUGACGAGAUGACGUCGAUCGAAAGAGCGUGCGAGGAUUUCAAGAAGACGUUUGAAGGGAAAUUGGACGCGGAGCUGCUGGAGGCGAUCGAGGCGUACGAGGGCAUCGAAUUGACGCUGACGCGGGCGCUGUCGUAUGUGUCGCUGAGCGCGGACACGAGACUGAGCGAUGAUAACAUGCAGAAGCGAAAGGCGUCGUUGAUGCAGCGAUACGGACAGGCGAGUGGCAAUUUCUUGACGUGGUUUAACCUGGAGUUGGCGGCGCUGGACGAAGCAGUCGUGGCGGCGCAGUACGAAAAGAGCGACAAGCUUCGGACGUACAAGCCGUUCGUGGACGAAGUUCGACGAUCGGCGCCAUACAACUUGUCCAAGGAAGUCGAGCGGGCGCUAAGCGUUCGUUCGUCCUUCGCAGGGAAGGGUAAGGUUGUCGAAUUUUACGGCAACGAGCUGUCUCGCCUCAAGUUUGACAUGGACGGUAAGCAGGUGAACAUGGAGGUUCUGCUGGCCAAGAUGACGAGCUCUCGGGACGCCGCCGAGCGGGCAAAGUGUAUGAAGACAUUAAACGACGGCUUGAAGGAUUUCGAGCGCACCGCCGCGCUCUCGCUCAACAUGGUUGCCGGAUCCUGGCACAUCGAGAUGAAGGAACGCGGCUUCAAGACUUUGCGCUCCCAGCGCAACUUGUCCAACAACUUGCCCGACGACGUCGUCGACUCCCUGCUACAAGCCGUGGGUACCACGGGUGUGGACUACUGCAAGAAGUACUAUGCGCUCAAGAAGCAAAUCCUCAAGCAUACACAAGGCUUGGACAAGUUUACGUGGUCCGAUAGAAACGCUUCUAUCGACAUCGGCAAGGGCGAGGAUAAGUACACGUGGGAGCAAGCCGUCGAUCUCGUCCGCGAUGGCUACAACAAGUUCUCUCCGACCAUGGCCAAGCUUUUUAUGGACAUGGUCGAGGAAAAGCGAAUCGACGUUCCCGCGCAAGACGGCAAGCGCGGUGGCGCGUACUGCUCCUCGUCCUUCGGUUCGGGGCCGUUCCAGCUCCUCAACUUUACCGGAACUCAACGUGACGUCGCAACGCUCGCGCACGAAUCCGGCCACGGUGCGCACUUCAUCUUGUGCUACGAGCAAGGCAUUCUCCAGUUCCACCCACCGCUCACACUCGCGGAAACGGCGAGUAUCUUCGGCGAAAUGAUUGUGUUCCGAGACUUGCUGGAGAAGACGCCGAGCGACGAGGACCGCCUCGCCAUGAUCAUGUCCAAGGUCGAUGACAUCAUCAACUCCGUAGUUCGCCAGUGCUCUUUCGAUCAGUUCGAAGAGAAGGUUCACAAUGCGCGCGCGAAUGGCACGCUCACGCCUGAGGAGCUCGCGACGGCGUGGCGCGAAGUUAUGGUGAACUACUACGGCGAGGAAGGCGAGGUGUUCGACUCGUAUGAAAACACGAGCCAACUCUAUGCCUACGUCUCGCACUUCCAUAACGUUCCGUUCUACGUCUACGCGUACGCGUUCGGCGAUCUUCUCGUCGGAUCCCUGUACGGUGCGUACAUGAAGCAACCGGAAGGCUUCGAAGAAAAGCUUCUUGAUCUUCUUCGCGCCGGCGGCACCAAGGAUUUCGUCGACGCCGUCUCGCCAUUUGGCUUGGACCCAGCGUCACCGACGUUCUGGUCCGACGCUCUCCACGCCCAUCUCGGUGGACUGAUGGAAGAAGCAGAAGAGCUCAGCAAGAAGCUCGGGUACUCCUCGUAA
Ostreococcus tauri is the source of this 1848-nucleotide messenger RNA. RefSeq names its product Peptidase M3B, oligopeptidase F, N-terminal. Gene Ontology annotation, molecular function: metalloendopeptidase activity. The record is from RefSeq and is a predicted model, not a curated record. The transcript has a single exon. Gene Ontology annotation, biological process: proteolysis. Bases 1 to 1848 code for a protein of 615 amino acids. Lineage: Eukaryota; Viridiplantae; Chlorophyta; Mamiellophyceae; Mamiellales; Bathycoccaceae.